Molecule: messenger RNA, 525 nt
Organism: Iphiclides podalirius (scarce swallowtail)
Lineage: Eukaryota; Metazoa; Arthropoda; Insecta; Lepidoptera; Papilionidae
Source: the annotation of a GenBank genome assembly
AUGGCGGACAAGGGAAAAAUCCCGCGUCCAUCGAAAUCCAAGCCGAAGACCGCGCCCAAGCCCGUUAAGGCUAAGGCGCAGGCGCGGCCCGCGAGAGUCCGCAGCACAUCUGCCCCCGAGUACGAGCACGAGCCCGAGGUGAGUCAAAGAUCCGAUACUCAGCGCCAGGCGGAGCGCGUUGCGACCACGGCUGAUGAGUCGGCGCGAUUACACGCCAGGCUCAUCACCACCACACCGUUGCAACCGCGCCCGCCGAAGAGUGCUAAACUUCGCACUUCCCCCGACGAUUCAGAUCGGGAGGAAAAGAUUCCCAGGCGGGGCCCGACCCCCGCGCAACCAAUGGACAGCGCCGCCGCCCCUCCGGUCGCGGUGCUCGUCCACGACGAACCACCACUUUCCCCGGAUGACGAGCCCCAGCCGGGGCCCAGCACGAGCGGUACGUCAAUGCGUCAAUACUCUGGCGCGGAAAGUAGCGGGGCUGCGACCGACUCAACGUCAUAUGCGACGUUGGUCCCCGAGGACUGC